AUGCCUCCAACAAGAAAGAGAAGUGCAUUGUGGAACCAUUUUAGUGAGCUUACGGACAACAAAGCUAAAUGUGGUUACUGUGCACAAAUUUUGAGUAUACCCAAUAAAUCCAUCGGUAAUUUGAGCAGGCACAUGAGACUAAAACAUCCUACAAUUCAAAUACAAUUAAGCAGACAACAGAAUACAAUUCAACAGCAGUCAUCAACAUCAAUACCAGACCCAGUACCAUCUACAUUAACCUCCUGCAACGUCACAUAUCUCCCUACCGUUAACUUCUCAUGA
This is a messenger RNA of Parnassius apollo (apollo), 282 nucleotides long. The record is from the annotation of a GenBank genome assembly. Lineage: Eukaryota; Metazoa; Arthropoda; Insecta; Lepidoptera; Papilionidae.